UGUUAUUGUGACAUGUGAUAAAGGUUGUCAUGAUGACACUUCAGUUUGCUUUCAGCUGAGAAAAUAGUCAAAACGACAGAAAUCAGGGAACAAGAGAAAAAAAAAAAUAUGAAAAUUUCGACAGCUUCAUAAAAGUCAGAAAAUUGUAUAAAGAAAAGACGUCAACAAGUAGAGCGAUAAAGAUGAGAAGGAAUGACAUGACAUCGAAACGAAAAACGGCAACCAAUUCAUCGAAUAUGAACUUUCGCCCCGCCGGAUACGAUCCACAGCGUCAAGACACAAAAGGCACACGACCAACGGCGAAUCCAACCACCGUUCGUGAAGUAUUGCUCCAGAUGCUGAUAUUUUUGUGCAAAAAGGUCAUUUUCUUCGAUGUAAACCUAAAAGUGGCAUUAUAUUUGGGUAGUUUAUUUUUAGUAUCGUUGAUCGGUGAUUUUGCACCGUAUCCAAAGACAUAUUUUGCACGAUCUGAUAACAUUUUCAAUGUGUAUUUUGUGAAAUGGGGCUGGGCAUGGACAUUAGUAUUAAGUGUACCGUAUUUGGUGCUAACAUCAUGCAUUUUAUGCGUUGGAAAUCGUGAGAAACUAAUCAGAGAACAUUUGCCACGCAUCUUAAUUGCAACAUUUUUCUGGUUCUUCUGGACGAAAGUGUUCAAUUUGGUCGAGACAAUGUAUGGACGAUGCAAUGUGAAGAAUUUCGAUUCGAAAAUUGCCUGCUUAAAGGGUGGCCACUUCUGGAAUGGUUUCGACAUCUCUGGCCAUGCAUUUAUACUCAUUUACUCCAGUUUAGUGUUAAUCGAAGAGGCAAAACCGAUCAUCGGCUGGGAGAAUAUCAAAGAGCAUUUGCGAAACGAAGAGCAUAAUCGACUUACCCGCGAAGAAUCAUCCGUUAAUCCGUUGCGAAAUCUCGACGAUGAUGAACUACAGAAUGUUAAAUCAUUGUACGAAAAAUAUACGCCAGUUAUUCGAGUUCUGUUUAUUUCGAUGACUGCGUUGCAGCUACUUUGGGACGUCAUGUUGGUGUGCACAAUGCUUUACUAUCACAAAAUGAUCGAAAAGGUGCUCAGUGGCAUUUUUGCCAUUCUCACGUGGUUCUUCACAUAUCGUGCUUGGUAUCCAGCCAAUUCAUUGUUACCAAAUUGUGCAGGCCACGGCAAGUUCAUAUAUCAAAAGACAAAAAUACAACCGGCCGUACCGUUCCGUAAACAGUCACUAAACUACAACAACGCUGGAUCGUCGACGGGCCAAUCAAACAAUACGCCCAAAUUCAUGGGGAUGCCAAUUUAUCCACAAAAAACCACAACCGCAACCGAAUGAACCCUCAAUGCAGAUACUUUGUUAAAUAGAUUAGAAUAGCAUAAAUUUGUUUUCAUCGAAAGACUCCUCGACUACUUGUUCACUCUCUCUAUUUGCUUAAUUUAAACUUAAAUAGGUUUCAAAUAGACUUAAAUUAAACAAAAAACAAACCAAUUGGGAACAAUGAUAUAUGACCAUUUACAAAACGAGGUGAUUUGAUAUUCGUCUUUUGCGCAUUUUUAUGAUGCCAUUUUUAUGAUAUCAUUUUUUCUUGGAAUUUAAGUAAAUCAAUCAGUCAAUAUUUGCUAUUUCAAUAAACAAAACUUUUUUUUUUCUACUAUUAACAUUUAUUUAGCGUUUGUACUACGUUGUAAUUUUUGCCUAGUGGGAAUGUUUGUUGAGUGUCCUUUUUGGUCAAUUGUUAAAUAAACAAAAAAACAGAUAUUUUUGUAAAUAAAUGCUACCCAUCGAAUGGAAAUAAAGCGAAAGAUUCGAAAA
Messenger RNA from Sitodiplosis mosellana (orange wheat blossom midge), 1793 nucleotides. It is a transcript of the gene Fitm, whose product is annotated as acyl-coenzyme A diphosphatase FITM2. Gene Ontology annotation, cellular component: endoplasmic reticulum membrane. The record is from RefSeq and is a predicted model, not a curated record. The transcript has 2 exons. Gene Ontology annotation, biological process: lipid storage; phospholipid biosynthetic process; lipid droplet organization. Bases 183 to 1316 code for a protein of 377 amino acids. Lineage: Eukaryota; Metazoa; Arthropoda; Insecta; Diptera; Cecidomyiidae.